Procambarus clarkii (red swamp crayfish) is the source of this 759-nucleotide messenger RNA. RefSeq names its product complement C1q-like protein 2. The record is from RefSeq and is a predicted model, not a curated record. NCBI's taxonomy places the organism in Eukaryota, Metazoa, Arthropoda, Malacostraca, Decapoda, Cambaridae. Gene Ontology annotation, molecular function: protein binding.
AAACCAAUUACUCUCUUGUUCUCAUUGGUAGUGGAGUUACGGUGUCCUGAUUGAACUUGACGUAAGAUGGUGAAGAUGCACUCGAUCCGUGUGGUGUCGACACUGUUGAUAGUUAUGGUCAUAGGGAUCUUCGCACAGGGAGGGGGAAGGUUCCCAACCCACCAAACUACCCAUCAUACUAUCCAUCAUACAUCUACACACCAUUCAACUCAUCAUACCCCUCAUCAUACGACCACGAGGCAUGACGUGAGAAGCAGAGAAGAGAUGGAGGCUCAAGUGUCUCCAGUGUUAACAAGCCGGAAAGUAGCUUUCAGUGUUGGUAAAGCUACAGAACCCUUCCGUGCUGUGGCUCGCCUCCACUUCAGGGAUAUCUUUACCAACAUUGGAGGAGGAUGGGACCCCGCAAGUAGUGAAUUCGUGGCGCCUUUCGACGGAUUGUAUUUCUUCAUUUUUCACGCGAUCGGGGCAAAAGAUUCGGACUUUACACUGGCUUUAACGAAGAAUACGACCUUCGAAGUGACUGCUUAUGGUACUCUGACAACGUAUGAACACGGCACCAAUUCGGUCGUGUUGUCGCUGAAGCGGGAGGACAAAGUGUACCUGGAGCUCCAGCAGGGCGCAAUCUAUGAGAAUCCAGGCAACGAAACUUACACAACCUUCACUGGCUUCAUUAUUUAAGACUUAUAUUUUGAAAAACUUGAAUUAACGGAAGAUUUGUCAAUGCAAGUGUUGAAUUUUCAAUAAAUAGUUAAGAGGGAA